This is a messenger RNA of Danaus chrysippus (African queen), 1023 nucleotides long. The record is from the annotation of a GenBank genome assembly. Lineage: Eukaryota; Metazoa; Arthropoda; Insecta; Lepidoptera; Nymphalidae.
AUGGAAUGUACCCAUUUGUUAGAUAACGUCAAGUUGGAUAGCGAUCUUUUCGGUGAGGAUAUAACGAUCACAAAGAAUUUCAACUGUUCAGAAUGUCAUAUCAAGGAACAGAAUUGGCUUUGCCUGCAUUGCGGGAUCGUCAACUGUGGCCGGUAUGCCAACGGGCACGCAAAACUACACGCAGAAUCAUCUGACCACCAGUUGUGCAUGAGCUGCGACGUAUUUUCCGUUUACUGUUACAAAUGUGAUGACUAUGUUUCAAAUGAUGUAGAACAUCUAACAAUAGACAAAAUAAGGCAGCAUAUAAUGCGAGCAACAGAUGGUAAUGUUAAUGAAAACGAAAAGGAAAUCACAAAAGAUUGUUCGGAACAAGAAAGUCAUUUAGAGGAUACAAGUGAAAAGUCAUUGUCACCUAUUACCGAAGAAAACUCUCAUUCAGAAAUACAGGUGGCUACAUGUGAGAUCUCAUCUGAACCGAGUGCCUCGGAGAAUGUUCAGAGCAAAAAAACAAUUAAGAACCCAGAUGAACCAGUUAGAAGUUUGAGACCGCGGUCUCGUAAAAGAUCUCAUUCGGAAGAUAGUUUAGCUGAAAAUUCAUCGGUACCAACGAAGAGCAAACAGAAAGGUUUACCGAUAAAUGGGAAGAGUCAGAAGGAUAAGAAAAUUGUAGGUUUAAAAAAUUUAGGCAACACAUGCUUCAUGAACGCUGUGCUGCAGAGUCUUAAUAAUAUACAAGAAUUUAGUUACUACUUUAGUCAACUGCCUUCUUUGGAAAUGAAGACUAAUGGAAGGAAGGUUUAUCAUUCGAGGAGUUACACGAGACAGGAGAUGCAUGAUGUUGUUAUGGCUGAGGAACUUAGAAAGGUAUUAAUAAAUCUCAACACGGGUGGCUGUGGUUCUAAAGCCGCUAUAUCUCCUGAAUGUCUGUUCCUGGUCAUAUGGAAGGUAGUUCCUCGUUUCCGUGGCUACCAGCAACAAGAUGCACAUGAAUUCCUUCGAUACAUGCUUGACAGUAUGUUAUAA